GGGAGACCAGAUAUAGUGAAUGCAGGGUCCUGGGGAGACCAGAUAUAGUGAAUGCAGGGUUCGGGGAGACCAGAUAUAGUGAAUGCAGGGUCCUGGGAGACCAGAUAUAGUGAAUGCAGGGUCCUGGGGAGACCAGAUAUAGUGAAUGCAGGGUCCGGGGAGACCGGAUAUAGUGAAUGCAGGGUCCCGGGAGACCAGAUAUAGUGAAUGCAGGGUCCGGGGAGACCAGAUAUAGUGAAUGCAGGGGUCCGGGGAGACCGGAUAUAGUGAAUGCAGGGUCCCGGGAGACCAGAUAUAGUGAAUGCAGGGUCCGGGGAGA
Staurois parvus is the source of this 319-nucleotide messenger RNA. The record is from the annotation of a GenBank genome assembly. NCBI's taxonomy places the organism in Eukaryota, Metazoa, Chordata, Amphibia, Anura, Ranidae.